Messenger RNA from Zasmidium cellare ATCC 36951, 2943 nucleotides. RefSeq lists its product as uncharacterized. The transcript has 2 exons. The record is from RefSeq and is a predicted model, not a curated record. Gene Ontology annotation, biological process: proteolysis. Gene Ontology annotation, molecular function: metalloexopeptidase activity. NCBI's taxonomy places the organism in Eukaryota, Fungi, Ascomycota, Dothideomycetes, Mycosphaerellales, Mycosphaerellaceae. The coding region runs from base 1 to 2943 and encodes 980 amino acids.
AUGGCCCGCACUCGAUCCCUGAAUCCAUUCCUCUUCUUCCCAGCCCAGGUCACCAUCCUCACCUCGAUCGUGUACAUCGUCCUCUUCGCAGUGGUCAUCUGGGUGGCAGAAACCGUCCCCGCAGCGCCCUCGAACAAGACGCCCGUGGCUGGUGUGAACCUCACCGAAGCUUGGUUGGACCUCGAGAAUAUCACCAAUGGCCUCUACCACCCAUGGGGCUCCCGCGCGAACGAGCAGGUGCGGGAGUACUUGCUGAAGAAGAUUGAAGAGAUCGGAGAGAGGAACGAGGUCGAGAGGAAGACGAUAUACGCCGCCAAUGGCACGUUCACAUCCGAGACGGAGGGCGUGAAGGCUCUGAAUAUCUUUGCCAGUGACAGCUCGAAUUUCACGGGUAGUGAUGGCUGGACGAAGAGGCCGACGACGCUGUAUGGCGAGAGUGAGAACAUCCUGGUGUAUAUCCGUGGUCAAGAGGACGCGGAGGGGGACUGGUGGAAUACAACUGUGCCGUACAGGGGCUCUAGUGGAGUCCUUGUGAAUGCGCACUUUGACAGUGUUCCUUCAGGGCUUGGGGCUACGGAUGAUGGGGUGGGAGUUGUUACGAUCCUACAGCUCAUCUCGCAUUUCACGCAACGGGGGAAUCAGCCUAAGAGGGGAAUUGUGGCACUGCUGAACAACGGUGAAGAGAAUGGCUUGUAUGGAGCGAAGAGUUAUGUUCGACAUCCACUGUCGCAAUUCCCGCAUACGUUCUUGAAUCUGGAGGGCGCUGGAGCUGGUGGCCGAGCAAUCUUGUUUCGAUCCACCGAUGCAGAAGUGACAUCCUUCUACGCUAAAAGUCCGUAUCCAUCUGGAAACAUAAUCAGCGGAGAUGGAUUCAAACGUGGCUUCGUGCGUUCUGGCACUGAUUAUACACCCUUCACGGAGGAGCUGGGGAUGCGAGGGUUGGACGUGGCAUUCUACAAGCCUCGUUCACGAUACCACACCGAUGAAGAUGAUGUGAGGAAUACAAGCCCUGACUCCGUCUGGCAUAUGCUUUCGUCCGCCCUGGCUACCAUGCAAGCUCUGACUUCAUAUGAUGGGAAGGAGUUUGAGGGCACGCCGGAUAAGAGAGGGAGACUGGUUACUGGUACAGGCAGCGAUGCCGUCUGGUUCGAUGUCUUUGGUCUGGGCUUUGCUGUGGCGAAGCUCAGCACUCUCUUCGCGCUAUCUGUGACUUUGCUCGUUGCAGGCCCCGUCAUCUUGAUCAUUCUCGAGGUUCUUAUCCGAAAGAGCGACAAGUGGUAUCCGUUCGCUGGCAAACGCUACCUUCGGUCAUCCGACGAUGACGAGGCAGUGCGACUUCAUGGUCGACGAGGUUUCUUCCGUUUUCUGAUGGCCUUCGUACUUGCGACGGCGGUCACCGUAUUGCUGGGGUAUCUGCUGGCAAAGGUCAACCCGCUCAUCGUCUAUAGCAGCGAGUAUGCUGUGUUGGCGAUGUAUGGCAGCGCCUGGUUCGCGGUUGCUUGGUUCGUUCUCAAGGGGGCAUCAAGCAUCAGACCUACCGCACUUCAGCGUAUGUUCGUUCUGAUCUGGCUUUACGUCCUCUCCUGGGUCUUGCUGGUCUUGACGACUGUGGGCGAGAAUAACCUACAUCUCGGCAGCGGUUACUUCUUCGUCAUCUACAACGCUUCCGUAUUCGUGGCUUUGCUGAUUUCGUAUCUCGAGCUCUUCGUGCUACCGAAUGUUCAGAAGUACGUUGAACAUGUGCUUGGCGUGCAGGGAGACGCGGCUUCUACGAGACCUGGCAGCCGAUCGUCAAGAAACCUCUUGGACCAGGGCGACAAUGCGAAUGACGAUGGAGAAGCGACUGAACGAACAUCACUCCUUCGCGGCAGGACGAAUAGGACAAAUCAGAACACAUUCACUGGCGUGAGUCGACGACGAGCAGACCGAGAUGAAGUUCCGGACGAUGUGGACGACCCGUAUUUGAGCAAGCACUACAUUGAUGAGCAAGCAUGGUCCAGCUCUCUGCCGCAGUGGACGUGGCUUCUGCAGUUGAUUUUCUUGGCGCCUAUCAACAUCAUCAUUGUCGGCCAGAUCUUGCUGUUAUUGACAGCUUCGAUUAACCAGACGCCCGCGGAUGGCAAUGCGGUUUUGCCAGUGUACCUCUUGACGGCUGUGCUGACCGUUCUCUUGCUCUUGCCACUAACGCCCUUCCUGCAUCGGAUUACGUUUCAUGUUCCGACUUUCUUGUUCCUUAUCUUUCUUGGAUGCUUAAUCUAUAAUCUAGUCGCCUUUCCAUUCUCCAGAGAAGCUCGACUAAAGUACUUCUUCGUUCAAGAAAUGGACCUGGACAGCGGCGUGAACAAUGUCACACUGCUCGGAGUUGAUGGCUUCUUGCAAGACAUUAUCGAAGAGUUUCCUAGUGCUGCCGCUCAGAAGCUAAAUUGUGCUGAGACAGCCGUGGCCAACAGGAACGGACUCGCAGAAUGCAGCUGGCAUGGUCUUCCACCGAAUGUCGUUCCAAGGAAAUACAACGGUCUUCCAUCGAAUUCCACCCACAAAGACUGGAUCCACUUCAACGUGACGAAACAUGGCAACUCGGCGUCAUUCAGUCUGCAAGGACAGAAGACCAAGAUCUGCCGUUUAUACUUCGACGACCCAGUUUCCAGCGUCGCUGUGGAAGGCGGGGCAUCCGACGACCGGCAACCGAACGUCCCAGAAGGCGGCAGCAACCAAGUACAUCUUUUCUCUCGAACCUGGGAUAAGACAUUCCGAGUGAACGUGACCUGGGACGAGGCUCAGGCGAAGGGCCAGACAGGUCGGGUAGCGUGUUUCUGGAGCGAUGCGAACCAGCCUGGGACCAUACCUGCGUUUGAUGAAGUACGUCGAUUCGAGCCGGUGUGGAGCGCCGUGACCAAGCAGGAGGAUGGGUUGUUCGAGGGUUGGAAGGCGUUCUCGAUAUGA